AUGGCCGGCGGAGGAGAUUCCACGGGCGCCCGCCACAAAGCUACAUGGCACAUCGGCGAGUGGGGCAACCCCUACGAAGGUGGCGGCAUGCCCGGCAAGGGCGUCACGACGUACGCCCUGAGCUCGAACCGACAGCGUCCUUUCGCCGGCUUCCUUACCAAGGGAACUUGGAACACGGUGCGCCGGGCGCGGAACCAGAUCCUCUACGUUAUCCCGCCGUUUAUCGCGGCGUACGCCGCGAUGCAGUGGGCUAUUGAGAGGAACGAGUAUUUGAACUCGAAGCCGGGUCGUCAGGAGUUUGGCGGCGAGGAAUAG
Messenger RNA from Trematosphaeria pertusa, 315 nucleotides. Its product is annotated as UcrQ-domain-containing protein. The record is from RefSeq and is a predicted model, not a curated record. Gene Ontology annotation, biological process: mitochondrial electron transport, ubiquinol to cytochrome c. NCBI's taxonomy places the organism in Eukaryota, Fungi, Ascomycota, Dothideomycetes, Pleosporales, Trematosphaeriaceae. The transcript is spliced from 3 exons. Bases 1 to 315 code for a protein of 104 amino acids.